AUGUCGACCCCCAAUCUUAGUAGAGGAGCUGCAAGGCGUGCGUCCAUCUCGACUGACAUCAGCCCCGGCGAUACUUUUGUUCCACUGAGUGAGGAAUUCAAACCCGACUCCACUCGCGCUCGCUUUGAGGAGCUCGCCAACACCUACCGCAGCACCCACGACUCGCGCGGCCGUGCUCUCAGCAUGUUUGACAGCUCUGUGCAGAAGAGGGAGUCACUCCUGCAGCUCCUCUCGAUGAUCAAGAAUGGCGACCUACCGCCGACCGCGCAGAUGGUCCACCUCAUCAACACCAUCAACUUUGACAAAAUGAGAGAGUACGCCACCACCUACCAGGGCAAGAAGGUCAUUGACAACCUGGAGAGCUCAACCAAAAGCGGCAUCAGAGCGUUUGAGGAUGUCAACGGCAAUGAGAACGCGCAGCAUAUUGUCAAGAGCCUCGACAAUGCGCGCAAGAAGAGUGCCGAGGACCGCCAGCAGCUGAAAAACAAGGUCAAAAAGAGCGCUGAGGAGUCCAAGGACAUGGCCAACAGUGCAGGCAAGGAUUUUUUGGUUUUGGCCAGCGGUAUCAGCACCUCAUCAGCCUUCCGUAAGGCCAUCUCUGACCUGACAAGCCUGGUCAGGGCCACGAUCCAGGACAAGGAGCCCACUGAGCAGGAGUCUGAGCCGCUGAUUGACCGCGUGCGCAACCUGAUUGUUGAGGUACGCCACAACAAUGAUGUUCUCAAGUCACUGCGCUCGCUCAACUCUCUGUACACCAGUGUGUACAGCAAGGGCGCCAGGGCCGUGAAUACCGCGCAAGAAAAGGCAAAUUCGCACCCUGCAGUCGAAGACCUGCAUUCCGCACGCACCCACACCGAGGACCUGUUUAAGCGCCUGGGAAACGGCUACGAUCUUAGCCCAAUGCUCGGUGCCCUGGGCGCCCUGGCUGUGCUGUACCGCGACAACGAAAACGUUGAGCAGCUGGUUGCUGACACCAAGGCGUUCGGCGACUGGGCCAUCAACGUUGACGAGGAAAAGCUGACCUCAGAGGAGUUUGAGAGCCGCGGCCAGAAUCUGCUGGACAAGGGCCGCCAUGUGCUGACGCAGAGGGACCGUGAGAACGUUGACGUUGUGACGACCGAGGCGGACCACUACAUGCAAGCGGUGCAGAGCAACCCUGUGCUUGUUGACUACAAGGACUCUGUUGUUGGCCUGAUGCACGCAAUCGCUGGCAACAACCUGAACAGCGAGGAGCGCCGUGAGCACUACCGCGCCCUGCGCCAGGACCUAAUGGCCAACCUGCCCAUCUUGAUGCAGACAAUUCGCUACGUGCCCCUGCCGCGCGUGGCCGGCAUGAACGACGAAAUGGAGUUUGCCGCUGACAAUAUUGUCCUCGACCUGCAGCACUUUGUGCCCGAGCACAUGAGCUUUGACAUGCACAGUGAGAUAUACCCUCGCGCCGGGAUGCUCAAGGACACGCGGGCCAUGCACUCGCACAAGGGUUUCAAGGCCGAGCAGUUCUUCUACCUGACCAUCACUGGAGUGAACUGCGUGGCCAAGCGCGUUGCGUUCUACGCCAAGAAGAAGAAGGGCUUGCCUAGAGUAGCCGAGAAGGGCAUCGCCGAUUUGGUCAUAGGCGGCCGUGGUAUGGACAUUGUUAUCCGGGUGCGCAAGCUGCACAACAGCGAAAAGCCCCGCGUGCCGCUCGAAAAGACCUCGGCCACCAGCGGCAGCAGCACUCGCGCCAUGAAGGAUGGUAUUACAGCCGAAGCUGCCGCCGACAAGGGUACGCGUGCAGCACGCGAGCUGGAUAUUGUCGAUGUCAAGGUCAAGUUGCACGACCUUGACUUCCGCGUGCGCGAGAACAAGCACAACAUUAGCAGUACCCUGGGUAUCCUGCUGAUAAAGCCUAUUGCCAAGAAGCUGAUUGCAAAAAACAUUGCCAAGUCACUGACCGAGUACCUAGUCGUGGGCGACAAGCUAAUGGCCAAGCAUGGCGAUGCGGCACAGGCCAUGGUUAUGAACCAGAGCAAGAGGGCAUUCACCUCGGCCAAGGGCGCGGCCAGCAAGGGCGUCCAGGCGAGCAAGACAAAGAUUGAGAAUAUGCGCAGUAAGGGCGACAAGACCAAGGGAAAGGUGCAGGAGUCGGCACCGGCUGCUAUCGACAAGACAGCAGCCAAGAAGGCCGUGAAGAAGGAUAUCGCCAACAAGCAGACCGCCGUGCCGGUUGCGUCGGCCAACGAUUACACUGCGACCGCCGACGAGAUCGCCGCCAAGCGCGAGCAACUCGAUAAUCUGAGACGCGACUCAAUGAUCGAGAAUAUGGUCGAUAAUAUGGUCGAGGAACAAAUUUAA
Messenger RNA from Kickxella alabastrina, 2334 nucleotides. RefSeq lists its product as uncharacterized. The coding region runs from base 1 to 2334 and encodes 777 amino acids. The transcript has a single exon. The record is from RefSeq and is a predicted model, not a curated record. Lineage: Eukaryota; Fungi; Kickxellomycota; Kickxellomycetes; Kickxellales; Kickxellaceae.